AUCAAAUAGGACAUUUACACCUGUCACAGUGUGUAUGUCUGUGUGUAGUCUGUACAGUACUGCUCACGCCCCAGAUCCUUCUCCCUGUUUGACACGUGUGAAAUCUUUUGCUGUUAGAUUUUUGAUGACAAGUUGAAUUUACUGAUCUUGUCUGAGCUGUUUCAAGUGUUCUGUGAAAGAACCUGAGAACUGUAUGAACUGAGGAGAAAUGUUCCAUAUUAUAUGACCACCUGUGCCCCUGUUCAAAUACACGUUUGUAUGGUUAUUUUGGGGGUCCUGGAUUGUAAAGUUUGGAAACCUGUUGCAUAAGCAGGCGAAAAUUGACAGAGCAAUAUUGAUACACAAAAUUAUUACUUUUUGUAACCUUAUAAAUGUUAAGUUCCCCUUCAUAGAGUCUUACAGUGUCAGAGUUAAGAAGUGCGUGUGAGUCCUGCGUCACCUGGAUACUGACGACAGGUGUGGUGAGAUAUAAAUUUCCUCUUCCUGUUCACCACAUCAGUUUGGACGGUGCUGCCUCAGAGGAACAACAUGAGCCAGUCUGCUGAAGAAGAUUCAUCCACAGCACCAUGUGAUACUGUAGUAUCAACAGCAGAACCAAAGGUGUUCAAUGAUCCUAUCCACGGUCAAAUGGAGUUUCACCAUUUUCUGGUUAAAAUCAUAGACACGCCUCAGUUUCAGAGGCUUCGAUACCUCAAACAGCUGGGAGGGGCCUAUUUUGUUUACUCAGGAGCAUCUCACAACCGAUUUGAACACUGUCUCGGAGUGGCUUAUUUAGCAGGACGGCUUGUGCAAAGUUUAAGAGAGAAACAACCAGAACUUGGUAUUACUGACAGAGACAUACUUUGUGUAGAAAUUGCUGGUCUCUGCCAUGAUCUGGGACAUGGACCUUUUUCCCACAUGUUUGAUGACAUGUUCAUACCAAAAGCUUUAGAAAAUGAAUCUAAUGAAUCUUUGGAUGAAAUGAAAAAGCAUGAGCAAAGAUCAGUUAUGAUGUUUGAUCACAUUGUGAAAUAUCUACACGACACAUAUCGUUUUGACCUGAAAUCCGAGUUGAACAAGCUGGAUCCGAACACU
Messenger RNA from Boleophthalmus pectinirostris (great blue-spotted mudskipper), 1074 nucleotides. RefSeq names its product deoxynucleoside triphosphate triphosphohydrolase SAMHD1-like. Gene Ontology annotation, cellular component: nucleus. The annotation marks the transcript as partial. The record is from RefSeq and is a predicted model, not a curated record. Gene Ontology annotation, molecular function: dGTPase activity. The transcript is spliced from 6 exons. NCBI's taxonomy places the organism in Eukaryota, Metazoa, Chordata, Actinopteri, Gobiiformes, Gobiidae. Gene Ontology annotation, biological process: regulation of innate immune response; defense response to virus; dGTP catabolic process.